UUUCAGUAGAUUGAGUAGACUUGUAAAUUUAUAUGAAAAUAUUAUUAACAAAAAUUUUUAGAAAAAUAUAUCAGGGAACUCAAGACUCCUCGUAAAGCUUAAAGCUUUUGGUGCUUUUGCUGUGCACCCUGUUGGCCAUGUUCUUCUCCCCACCUCACUACCAUGUGCUUUUAUUACUCGGUUCACCAACUUCUAUACCUACUUCGAAUUGCCAGAACAACGCCGCAAAUCCUCCAAAUCCACGCCCAACUGAUCACCACCACCCUCAUCUCCGACCCUUUCGCCGCCGGCCAAUUGCUCGCCUCGUUGAUGUUAAGCGUCUCUAACAUCACGUACGCCGGCCAUAUGUUCACUCGAAUUGCCCAACCGAACACCUUCAUGUGGAACACAAUGGUUAGAGGCUAUGUGUCGAUCUCAAACCCAGAAAUGGCUUUGCAUUUUUAUGCAAAAAUGAGGAGGAAUGGCCUUCUGGGGGACGGCUAUACGUACCCAUUUGUGCUGAAGGCGUGUGGAAUGCUGGGCGGGUCCUGGGAGGGAAGAGAAAUUCAUGGGGAGGUUGUGAAGGCUGGGUUGGUUGGAGAUGUGUUUGUGAGGAAUGGUUUGAUUGGUUUGUAUUGUAAGGAAGAGGAGAUGGGUUGUGCUCGGCGGCUGUUUGAUGGUUUUCGUGGGAGAAAUUUGGUGUCUUGGAAUUUGAUGUUGGGUGGAUACGUGGGCAGUGGGGAUGCGAGGGAAGCGAAGAAAGUGUUUGAUGAAAUGCCUGACAGAGAUGUGGUCUCUUAUUCCAUUAUGAUUGAUGGGUAUGGCAAGAAAUUUGGUGAUAUUAUUCGAGCUAGUGUGCUCUUUGACUCCAUGCCCAUCAAGGAUUUAAUUUCUUGGAACUCUAUGAUUGAUUCUUAUGCAAAGGCUGGAGAUAUGGUGGCAGCUCAGCAAUUAUUUACAGAAAUGGAAGAGAAAAAUGUGAUUUCUUGGAGCAUUAUGAUUGACUGCUAUGCUCAGCAUGGAAAUCCCAAAGAAGCCUUGAUUCUGUUCAGGCAGAUGCUUUGUCAAGGCAUUAAACCUGACAAAGUAUCCAUUGUUGGUGCAUUAUUGGCUUGUGCACAAUUAGGUGCACUUGAUCAAGGAAGAUGGAUACAUAUGCACAUGAAGAAGAAGAAAAUUAUGUUGGACAUUGUUGUUCAAACCGCUUUAGUUGACAUGUAUAUGAAAUGCGGAAGUGUGAAUGAGGCUUCGUCCAUCUUCAACGGCAUGGCGGAAAGAAAUAUUGUUACUUGGAAUGUGAUGAUUGCUGGACUUGGUUUGAAUGGUUUUCCAGAGGCGGCUUUGGAAUGCUUCAGUCAAAUGGAGAUGGAAAGAAUUGAAAUGGAUGAUUUGAUUUUUCUGAGUGUUCUUGCUUCAUGUUCUCAUGCAGGUUUAGUAACUGAAGGCCUUGCUAUCUUUGACAGGAUGAGAAUUCAUGGUAUUAGGCCUAAGCUCGAGCACUAUGGUUGCUUGAUCGAUCUCCUUGGCCGUGCAGGACAACUAAAUCUAGCUCAAAUGGUUAUCAACUCAGUCCCUGUGAAACACAACGCGGCCCUUUGGGGAUCUCUUCUUCUAGCAUGUCGAACCCACAAAAGCGUGGCACUUGCAGAACUAGUGCUGGAGAAACUUGUGGAGCUCCUAGCUGAUGACUCCGGGGCUUAUGUUCUUAUGUCAAACAUCUAUGCCGAAGCCGGAAUAUGGGAGGGUGUGUCCAAGAUAAGAAAACUGAUGAGGGACAGAAAUUUGAAGAAGGAAACUGGAAGGAGCCUAAUAGAGGUAGAUGGCAGCCUUGUUGAGUUUGUUAGCGGUGAGAAGUCUCAUAUUCAAAGGGUGGAAGUAGACAGAGUCAUUUGGAGCUUAAUGAAGAUGGUGAUGCCUUCAGAGUAGGCUAUGAGAAAAGGGGAUUGAGUUGGUUACAUACUUGCGUGUUGUAGCCUAAACUUGAUUUGAAGAUACGGCAGCUCUAACACUUGGAAUGGUGCUGGUGACUGGAAGUCUAAUCAGGGCAUUUACAGUUUCAGUUAUCAUGAUCAGAAGCUUUUAUAUUAUUGUUCUGCAUCUUCUGUUUGUGGGUAGAUGAGAUUAUAGAUGAGAUUUUUCAAUAUUUGAAGCCCCCUUUCAAACAAAUUUGGGAACGUAAAA
Messenger RNA from Diospyros lotus (date-plum), 2160 nucleotides. RefSeq names its product pentatricopeptide repeat-containing protein At3g29230-like. Bases 163 to 1905 code for a protein of 580 amino acids. Gene Ontology annotation, biological process: RNA modification. NCBI's taxonomy places the organism in Eukaryota, Viridiplantae, Streptophyta, Magnoliopsida, Ericales, Ebenaceae. The record is from RefSeq and is a predicted model, not a curated record. Gene Ontology annotation, molecular function: protein binding; RNA binding. The transcript is spliced from 2 exons.